This is a messenger RNA of Ornithorhynchus anatinus (platypus), 1764 nucleotides long. RefSeq names its product keratin 7 (gene KRT7). Gene Ontology annotation, cellular component: keratin filament. The transcript is spliced from 9 exons. Gene Ontology annotation, biological process: intermediate filament organization; keratinization. The record is from RefSeq and is a predicted model, not a curated record. Lineage: Eukaryota; Metazoa; Chordata; Mammalia; Monotremata; Ornithorhynchidae. Gene Ontology annotation, molecular function: structural constituent of skin epidermis. The coding region runs from base 93 to 1535 and encodes 480 amino acids.
UUCUAACUGAUAAAUAGAGCCGCCAGACGCAUGCGGAGGCCACUCUCACAAAGGACCCUGCACCAUCGACCUGCACCGAGCCGACCCUCGCCAUGGCCAUGCACUUCAGCUCCCGCUCCGCCGUCCCGCCCGGCCGGGUGAGCUUCACCCGGGUCAGCUCGGUGGGCUCCACCAGGAGCACGGGGGGCUUCGGCAGCAGCAGCCUGUACAACCUGGGGGCCGGCGGUGGACGGAAAGUCAGCUCGGCCGGGCGCUACUACGGGGUCGCGGGCUCCGCCGGCUUCGGGCCCGGGGCCGGCAUCCAGGAGGUGAGCAUCAACCCGAGCCUGCUGGCCCCCCUGAACUUGGAGAUCGACCCCCAGCACCAGAAGGUGCGGAAGGAGGAGCGGGAGCAGAUCAAGGUCCUCAACAACAAAUUCGCCUCCUUCAUCGACAAGGUGCGGUUCCUGGAGCAGCAGAAUAAGAUGCUGGAGACCAAGUGGAGUCUGCUUCAGGAACAGAAGUCAGGCAAGAGCAGCAACAUCCCCACCCUGUUCGAGAGCUACAUUAAUUCACUCAGGCACCAGCUGGACGGGCUCCUGAGUGACCAGGGCCGCCUGGAGGGCGAGCUGAAGAGCAUGCAGGACCUGGUGGAGGAUUUCAAGAACAAGUAUGAAGAUGAAAUCAAUAAGCGCACCUCUGCCGAGAAUGAGUUUGUGGUCAUCAAGAAGGACGUGGACAACGCCUAUAUGAACAAGGUGGAGCUGGAGGCCCAGGUGGACUCCCUGACUGAUGAGAUCAAGUUCCUACGUUCCCUCUAUGAGCUGGAGCUGAAUGAGCUGCAGGCCCAGAUCUCGGACACGUCGGUGGUGCUGUCCAUGGACAACAACCGCAGCCUGGACCUGGACGGCAUCAUCGCCGACGUCAAGGCCCAGUACGAGGAGAUUGCCCAGCGCAGUCGGGCCGAGGCCGAGACCAUGUACCAGAUCAAGUUCGAGACCCUGCAGGCUAAGGCUGGAAAACAUGGUGAAGACCUGCGUAAUACCAAGACUGAGAUCAGCGAGAUGACCCGCAACAUCCAGAGGCUGCAAUCCGAGAUAGACAACAUCAAGGGCCAGCGUGCCAAGCUGGAGGCCGCCAUCGCUGAGGCGGAAGAGCGCGGGGAGCUGGCGCUCAAGGACGCCCGGGCGAAGCAGGAUGAGCUGGAAGCUGCCCUGCAGAAGGCCAAGCAGGACAUGGCCCGCCAGCUGCGCGAGUAUCAGGAGCUGCUGAGCAUCAAGCUGGCUCUGGACAUCGAAAUCGCCACCUACCGGAAGCUGCUGGAGGGCGAGGAGAGCAGGCUGGCCGGCGAUGGCAUCGGUUCUGUGAACGUCGCCAUGGUCAACAACUCCAGGAGUUACCGCAGCCAGGGGCAGAACUUGGGCUUCGGGGGCACCAUGGGCCUCAACGCCCUCAACUUCGGUGUCAGACCUUCUACUUCCCCAGGGGCCACUGGGGUCAACCAGACCUACUCUUACCAAUUCACCACUUCUAGCCAGAAGAGCGACCGCAACUAGGAUGGAAACCAGUCCAGCGAGGCGGUGGCGGAGAGAGAAAUGGGAUUAGGCAUGUCCCCAGACCCCCGGACCCUGCCCCUGCCCCCCAGCAGUGACACAGUGGUGAAUAAAACUCCUGCAUGCCCCCGUCAGCCUAAGCCUCCCCCAACCUAUCGUCCAUCUCGUCAAUGUGAUAGAGACCGAGUGAGCUGCAGGUAGACCUGUGAGCUAAUAAAGGCGGCUUCUCUUA